CUGCGUUUCCAUUCGUACUCGUAAUUUCUGGUUAAACCAAUUUCGACAAAAUAAAAGUUUAUAUUUAAAAUUAGAAAUUAUGUGUUUCAGAAUAAUCGGAUCUGCGUUAUGCUGCUGCCUUCAGUUGGGGACAAAACUGUUGAUGUGUAUCAUCUGUUCCUCACUUGGGAUUCUGCUUAUAGGCGGUCUGAUCAUUUACUUUGUUUUCUUCCACAACAAGUCGGAGAAGACAACAAAGGCGGAUGCGACUACUGUUGCGAUAACGACAGUCUCUGUGGCAGUUAGAGCCAUGGCCAAACAAUUGUAUAACCAUCAUUUAAAGCAACAUUUAUUUGGAGGUGAUGUGGACAAAGAGAAGGACUCUGAAGAUAUUGAUAAAGCUGAGUGAUCUACGCCCAACCUAAGCUAUAACUUAACAUAUUCAAUACAAAAUUAUCCGCGACUUUCCACUCAUUUUUACAUUUGAAAUCUAUUCUACAUCAAAUAUUGUUCGAAUUGCUCUCAAAUGUGGCCCUUGUGGAAACUGAUCAGAUGUGCCUUACGAUUUGUUGUCUUUGCGGCACUGAUAUUCAUUAUAUACGAUACCCUUUCGGUAAUUAAAUAUUGCAUCGGAGUUCUUAGCAGAGAAAGAUGAGAGGCUCUACCACUAAAUGUAAUCAUAGUAGAAUCCUAUGCGGUGCCCUAUUAAAUUUGAUUGAUUUACCCAAAUGCGUCGCCAUAUUUUGUGUGUCUCU
Molecule: messenger RNA, 734 nt
Organism: Drosophila obscura
Lineage: Eukaryota; Metazoa; Arthropoda; Insecta; Diptera; Drosophilidae
Product: protein midgut expression 1
Exons: 3
Coding region: 80-388 (102 amino acids)
Source: RefSeq, a predicted model, not a curated record